GGCUAAUCAAUAGCACUUUGAUAUGCAAAUGCGAGGAUGUUUGAUUUUGAUGCCUAAUUGACACUUAAAAUACUUGCUUUUCCUUUGUAUCAUCUGGUAUCGACUUCCGUGAGAAAUCUAUGAUGUCUUGUGCUAUUUAUGACAGCAUUUUAAUCGGGAAUCAUUGACAUUCAACAGCAGUUACAACUUACAAUUUUCUACUACCGUUAUCGGGUUAUUUUUAUUAAAGCUUAUUUAUAAAGCUUGAAAUAAGUACUUGGUGUAGUGGAUCAAUUCGCGAUGUCGGCUAGAAGGAGUCCGUAUGAAAGAAUGGUUGAUAAGCUUAUAAAAGAUGGCAUAAAAAUGAUUGCUGUUGAUUUUGAUAUGACUCUAGUAUCUGUGCAUACAAAUGGGAAUUGGAUGUUCACAGCCAGGCCAUUGGCGAGCAGAGUUCGACCUGGUUUUCCUGAAUUUUUGGGUGAGGUUUUAAAGAGAGGUCUUUGGGUAGCUGUAGUGACAUUUUCACCUCAAGUUGAAUUAGUAAGAGAUGUACUUGGAAAUAUUUUGCCUCAGAGAGAUGUUGAAAGAAUCUGUAUACGAGGGAAUACCUUGGAUUGGAAACCAUACCCCAGCUGUAGGAAAGAAGGUAAGCAAUCUCACAUUGAGUCAGCAAUAAAACAUUUCUACAAAGCAAGCAAAAUGAAGAUAAAGCCAUGUGAAGUAUUGCUUUUUGAUGAUGAUGAUGAGAAUAUUAGAGUUGCAAACAAGUAUGCUAUGAGAACUGUAAAAGUUGUUGACAACAGUACAUUGCCCAGUUUGCUUUCAUGAACUAGUGGUUAUGCUGAAAAAGAGUUAUGUAGCACCUUUUUGAAAAAAGAUCAAUUGUCAUCUGAAUAUUUAUACAGUAGCUACAUAGUCUGUGUAAUAAUACAGAUACAGAUAAUAUCUUGAUACACCAUCACCAUCCCACAGUACAACCUACUAAGUAGAUGCUAUUUUAUUAAUACAAGUUUGUUGAAUCAAAGAAGGCAAGGUAUGUUUUUAAACAGAUACUUCGAUUAAGUGUUACAAAAAAGGUUGUUGCACACGUUAUCUAUACAUUACACCUGGCUAGAACUAGCCUGGGUCACUAGAUGUACUGUAUCUAAUGCCAAAACAUUUUUAACUAAUUUUGUAGAGAUAAUUUAUAUAAUCUUGCAUUGUAUUAUAGAUCUUCUCUUUAUACCAGAGGACAUAUCCAAAAAAUGUGUUUUGUGUAUUAUGAUCAGUUGCUUAUAAAUACA
Molecule: messenger RNA, 1262 nt
Organism: Dendronephthya gigantea
Lineage: Eukaryota; Metazoa; Cnidaria; Anthozoa; Malacalcyonacea; Nephtheidae
Exons: 3
Coding region: 280-807 (175 amino acids)
Source: RefSeq, a predicted model, not a curated record